Humulus lupulus (European hop) is the source of this 1929-nucleotide messenger RNA. RefSeq lists its product as uncharacterized. The transcript is spliced from 2 exons. NCBI's taxonomy places the organism in Eukaryota, Viridiplantae, Streptophyta, Magnoliopsida, Rosales, Cannabaceae. The record is from RefSeq and is a predicted model, not a curated record. The coding region runs from base 333 to 1736 and encodes 467 amino acids.
CCAAUGCCGAUUGACUACUUAAAAAUUUAGACUUUUAUCAGUUUUUUCUUUUGGGUUAGGUUGGGUUUGAUUAUCUAUAUGUUAUUUUUGCUGAUCAAGAAGAGUGUUGAGUAGUUUGGAUUAUGGAUGGGAUGAUAUACUGAUUUUUCUAUGUAAUGCUUUCUUACGCUAAUAAUUUUAUCCAAAUGAUUAUGUAGUUGAAUUUGACUGUGUCAAUAAUCUUUUGAAGAUAUAGAUAUAUAUAUAUAUAUAUAUAUAUAUAUAUAUAAAAGAUAGGUAGCUAGGGCGGAAGGAGAUAUCUUCUGGGGUUUUUUUGUUAUACAUAUAUAUAUAUGGAGAGGUUGAGCUACGACAAUGUAUUCGAGAUUCUGCUGUUUUUCCUACGCCGUAGAUUAAACUAUGGCGAUGAGGAGAAAGAAGUGGCGAGAUGCAUGUGCGUGUCCAAGCUAUGGUACCGUGUGAUCUCUGAUAUUCUACGUCAGGUAUUGUGGCCGCACUCCCCAAUUGUGGGGCUCUAUCAUAUCCGCAGUACAAACAUACAGCCUAAGAGGGUCCGUUUUGCUCAGCACACAGCCUCACGCUCAAACCAUACCACUCACCACGCAACCACCCCUGACCGAUUCCUUUGCGACAACCGCCCCAUCACAAACUUUUUCUUCAUUGACUGUUGCAACGGCUUGCUUCUCAUAUUUGACAUCAAAUAUGACAUCUACUACGUUUGCAACCCCUACACUAGGCGCCGCACAGACAUACCCAAACCUCAUCAUCAUCAUUUCCCCUUUGCCAAAAAUAUUUUAUGUGUGGCUCUCGCUUAUGAUCCUCUUGAAUCUAGUUUUUACAAAGUUGUUAUCAUCACAGCCACAGCCACAACCACAGGUAAUUAUAACAACAUUGACUCGAAUGAUAAUUUUGAGUUUAUUGACAUAUUCUCGUCCAGCACUGGCGAGUGGAAUCGAACCACCCUGAAACUUGACCCCUUCUUCAUACGGGACUCAUUCUCUAGAUACACCGUACCUCGUGUUUAUUUUCACCGAGUUUUGUACAGGAUUUCAAGCUCUUUAAAACUUUCUUGCGUUCCUAUUGAUAAUAAUAUUAGUUCUAAUAUUUCUCCUACUGCUGAUGAUCAUGAUAAUGAAAAUAACAAGAGCACCACCACCAUCGAUCUUCCUGCUAUUACUGAUGAUUCGAAUGUAGGUAUGGGAUGCCUUGGGGUGUCAAUGAUUAGAACCACUGCUUGUCUCUCGUACUGCAGACGUGAACGAACAACGUAUGGGGUUUGGUUGUGCCAUGUCGACGAUGGUGACGAAUGGAUUCCUACUUAUACUAUUUCAAUUGAGCAGUUGAAAACUCGAUGCACUAUCGGCCUAUUUAUUAGUCAUGACGAUAUAUUAUUGAUGGAACCGUGUGCGAUAGGCCCAAAUCCUUGUGUGAUGUUCUUUGGCAUUCGAGGCACAAUUUUCAGCUAUAACUUCAAAACCAAUGUGCUCAAACUUGUGCACGAAACUCCAGUAGCGCCUGAUAAUUCCAAUUGCUUCUUCCCGGUUUUCACCUUCCGCGCCUGUCUCCUACCUUUUCAAGGCCAGGAUAAGAGGAAUAUAAUAAGCUCUACUCCAUCACAUUCACAUGAGGCAUUCUCUAAAGUUCAAAUGGGGUGGUGGAAAUAUCGAUUGUGGGAAGAUGAAAAUGAAUCAACUACCCCAUCUUUUUUAAAAUAUUUUGUUUAUGAGGUAUUCUAAUUUCUUUUAAGGUAUUAUUUAGUGGGUAUGGAAAUGAAUUGUUCAACCGUUCAUUUUUCUUUAAAUAUUUUGUUUUUUGGUGUGUUUUCUUUACACAAUAAUGGUGCUGUCACACUCAUUCUAUGGCAGUGUUUCACUAGGUUGGUUCAAUGGGACCACUCAAUAUGUUUGGUAUGGAUAUAUAGUGUUCUUG